Xenopus laevis (African clawed frog) is the source of this 1709-nucleotide messenger RNA. It is a transcript of the gene mmp7.L, whose product is annotated as matrix metallopeptidase 7 L homeolog. The record is from RefSeq and is marked provisional. Gene Ontology annotation, molecular function: zinc ion binding; metallopeptidase activity; metalloendopeptidase activity. Lineage: Eukaryota; Metazoa; Chordata; Amphibia; Anura; Pipidae. Gene Ontology annotation, cellular component: extracellular matrix. Gene Ontology annotation, biological process: proteolysis; extracellular matrix organization; collagen catabolic process.
GACUGUCUGAUUUCCAAGUGUCACCAUGCUCCAAGAAUUCCUGUUAGUUUUCUUGGCACUGUCCUGUAUCCAGGCCAUGCCAAUGCCCCGACCUGAAGAUCCUAUGAGCCCUUCGGAACGUAUGUUUGCAGAGAAAUACUUAGACACUUUCUAUCAAAUGAGGUCAAAGAACACUUUCGCUGAAAAACUCAAAGAGAUGCAAAAGUUCUUUGGAAUGUCGGUGACAGGGAGGUUGGACUCGGACACCAUGAAGAUGAUGAAGACCCCUCGGUGCGGAAUGCCCGAUGUUGCAGAAUUCCGACAGUUCCCUGGGAAUCCCAGAUGGUCAAAAACGCAGCUGACUUACAGCAUUGUGAAUUACACUCCCGACCUGCGCCGCCAAGUGGUAGAUGACGCCAUCCAGAGGGCAUUUGGGGUGUGGAGUAACGUGACCCCGCUGCAAUUCACAAAAGUUUCCUCUGGAAAUGCAGAUAUAUUCAUCCGAUUCGGAGCACGCACGCAUGGAGAUUCCAACCCAUUUGAUGGCCCCAGUGGAGUUUUAGCUCACGCCUAUGGUCCAGGGCGCGGCAUUGGAGGUGAUGCCCAUUUUGAUGAGGAUGAAAGAUGGACAAGUUCUAGAGCAGGUUUUAACUUGUUUCUAGUGGCUGCGCAUGAAUUUGGUCAUUCUCUGGGACUUGAUCAUUCUACUGAUCCACAAGCGUUGAUGUUCCCAACCUACCAUUAUGUGGAAACCACAUCCUUCCGUUUGUCACAAGAUGACAUUAACGGAAUACAGUCAAUCUAUGGGAGAAGGCAAAAGGCUUAGCAACACGGCCUUGAUACCAGUAAAGUGCAAAUUUACUUGCUUUCAGCUUGGCCAUCAUUUCACUGCUAUAUAGAAGAACUAUAGUGAAUUCCAAAAUAAUUCUCUCUCUCUCUCUCUCUCUCUCUUUCUCUCUCUCUGUUAGUUAUUUUGGGUGGCCCUACUCUACUAUAGAGUCUGCCUGGUUCCUUGCUGCCUACCAUAGUUGCAUCUGUAGGAUUCAUUAACUAAGGCAUCGCCAUUCCAUUUCAGAACCACAAAUUGUCCUUUUGUUUAUAAACUAUAGGAGCCAAUAAAGUACUUUUUGAAGCAAUAAUUUAACAUCUGGUGUGCUACAGUGAACAUUGAAUUUUUCUAUAUGCUAUAACCCGUGGCACACAGUUACAGCACCUGCAAGGGUCAUUUGAUCAGAUUGGGCACUCCAUAGUGUAGAAGCCGCUGGCCCAGUCACUCCCAGUUAUGCCCAGACCCAUGCAGACUGCAGACCUGGUGCAAGAGCUGUGUAUUGUUCCAAGCAUUAGUAAUUGAGUUUUAAAGGAAUUGUUCAGUGUAAAAAUAAAUAUGGGUGAAUAGAUAGGCUGUGCAAAAUAAAAAAUGUUUCUAAUAUAGUAAGUUAGCCAAAAAUGUCAUCUAUAAAGGCUGGAGUGACUGGAUGUAUUCCAUAGAAAAAAAAGUCCAAUGGCACACAGGAUUGAUACAAGCAAGAUUGCCUUGUGUGUUUAAUGCGGAGUGCAACAUUUCUGGGUCACGCCCCUUUGUCAAGCAUACGGAACAAGUGUGCAGUGAGUAUAUAUAAAGAUUAACCAACAAGCAAUUAAAGCAUAACCAUCAUUCAAUUGAGUCAAUUAAAGUGGACCUGUCACCCAGACACAAAAAUCUGUAUAAUAAAAGUCCUUUUCAAAUUAAA